ACCGCGACGAUAACAAUAAAAUCCACGAAAAAAAAACCCAUAAAGCUAUACAAAAUUAUUGUAAUUUUUGUAGAUCAUCUUGAUUAUUUGUCAUACAAAUAGCACUUAUGUGUUUGUUCAUUAAAUAAUAAUCCGGUGUGAACUAUUGGUUCCUUAUUUUUAUAUUUUUUUAUUGUUUUAUUUCUUACACGUUGAAAUUUAUUUACAUACUCGAGUUUACAAAACGGAACAAUAAUUAAUCGUUUUAUUAUUGUUCGCUCACGAAACAAGUAUGACACAAAUGGAGGACCAAGAGAAGCAAUUGGAGAUUGCAUUAGCAUCAGUUCAAAAACAAGGAGUCCACAUGAAAAUGUGCUUGGAUAAAAAUAAGCUGAUGGAAGCACUCAAACACGCGUCUGCUAUGCUAGCCGAAUUACGAACUUCUUUACUAUCACCGAAGAGCUACUAUGAACUAUUUAUGAAAGUGACCAAUGAACUGUGUUAUCUGGACUUGUAUCUUGUAGAAGAAUUUGAACGUGGUCGUAAGGUUGAUGAUUUAUAUCAAAUCAUACAGUAUGCUGGAAAUAUUGUACCUCGUCUAUAUUUAUUAAUUACUGUUGGAUUAGUUUAUAUUAAAACAAAUACCAACUUAAAACGAGAUCUUUUAAAAGAUCUUGUAGAAAUGUGUCGUGGAGUCCAGCAUCCUUUGCGUGGUUUGUUUUUACGCCAUUAUUUACUACAAUGUUCUAAAAAUGUGUUACCUGAUAUCCCAGAUAAUGAAGAUAUUGAGCAUCCUGAAGGCACUGUUCGUGACUCCAUUGAUUUUAUACUGAUGAAUUUCGCUGAAAUGAAUAAGCUAUGGGUUAGGAUGCAACAUCAAGGACAUUCUAGAGAAAAAGAACGCCGUGAAAAAGAACGUGAAGAGUUAAAAAUUCUUGUUGGUACUAAUUUGGUCAGAUUAUCACAUUUAGAUAGUAUUACAUUGGAUAAAUAUCGUAAAGUAGUUUUACCUGGUAUUUUGGAACAAAUUGUUAGUUGUAGAGAUGCUAUUGCUCAAGAGUAUCUUAUGGAAUGUAUAAUUCAGGUUUUUCCUGAUGAAUUUCAUCUAUAUACCCUAAACGUGUUUCUUAAGUCCUGUUGUGAGUUGCAGCCAUCUGUAAAUGUGAAAACUAUUGUCAUUUUAAUGAUUAAUCGUCUAACAGUGUUUACUUUUCACAAUUCCAAUGCAUCUGAAGUGAAAUUAUUUGAAGUACUCACUGAACAAAUAGCCAAUAUUAUUCAGAGCCGUGAUUUACCACUUGAAGAUACUGUGUCACUUCAAGCUGCUAUGGUUGGCUUAGCUCUCAAAUGCUAUCCUGAUAAUUUAGAUUAUGUUGACAAAUCCCUUCAAACCAUUUCUGAUACCUUUGCCAGGCGCAAAAUUGAAAAGAUUAGUCAUAAAAAUCCAGUAUCUAGAGAGUUGAUGGCUUUAAUGAAGUUGCCCAUUGACAAUUAUAAUGAUCUUCUUUUAGUAAUGAAGCUGAAGCACUUUCCUGAAAUUAUCGAGUAUUUUGAUUAUACUGGUCGUAAAACUAUUGCUAUUUACUUACUACAAAAUGCUGUUCAGUGCAGAACUAUGAUUCCAUCGGUUGAACAGGCAGAUAUUGUUCUAAAUAUGGUAUCUCCAUUGGUUAAAGAUCAGCCUGACCAACCAAUUGGCGAAGAAGAUCCUGAAGAUUUUGCUGAAGAACAAAGUCUUCUCGGAAGGUUUGUUCAUCACAUGAAAGCAGAUGAACCAGAUCUGCAAUUUAAAAUUUUGAUGGCAGAGAGAGAACAUUAUAGUUUAGGGGGAAAUAAACGAAUUUGUUACACAUUACCAUCUCUUGUAUUUCAAGCAUAUCAACUGGCAUUGAUCUAUAGUGGAAAAAGAGAACAGGAUGAGUUGUGGGAGAAAAAGUGCCGUAAAAUAUUCCAGUUCUGUCAUCAGACAAUUUUAGAACUAACUAAAGCAGAGCUUGCUGAAUUACCACUGAGAUUAUUUUUACAAGGAGCUUUAACCAUUUCACAAAUAAAUUUCAAAAACUACGAAACAGUGGCCUAUGAAUUCUACUCUCAAGCGUUUACACUGUACGAAGAAGAAAUAUCUGAAAGUAAAUGUCAAUUAGCUGCUAUUAUUUUACUGAUUGGUACUUUUGAAAAGAUAAAUUGCUUUGAUGAAGAAAAUGCUGAACCAGUUCGUACCCAGUGUGCUCUGGCAGCAUCUAAAUUAUUAAAAAAGCCAGAUCAAUGUCGAGCUGUAGCUAUUAGUUCACAUUUGUUUUGGUCUGCACAAAACAAUCUUGGACAGCCAAUUCAAGAUGGUAAUAGAGUAAUGGAUUGCUUGAAAAAAUGUGUACGCAUUACUAAACAGUGCAUGGAGGUAUCUGUUCAAGUUCAGUUGUUUGUUGAAUUGUUAAACUAUUAUGUUUACUUCUAUGAAAGAGGCAAUAAUAAUGUAUCUGUAGACAUAUUGAAUCAAUUAAUAGGUCAAAUUAAGAAAGAAAUUACUGGUUUAAUUGCAAAUGAAGAAACCGAACAGAUCACAAAACAUUUUGAAAAUACAAUCGCGCAUUUAAAAAGUAGAAUUGAAUCUGUCGAUUCUGAAGAUUCUGUUUAUAAAGCUUUAGAAGAAUUAACAUUAUAAUAUUAUUAAUAUUUUAGUUAAUAAUAGGUCCAAUGUAUUUAUU
Molecule: messenger RNA, 2684 nt
Organism: Sipha flava (yellow sugarcane aphid)
Lineage: Eukaryota; Metazoa; Arthropoda; Insecta; Hemiptera; Aphididae
Gene: Vps35
Product: vacuolar protein sorting-associated protein 35
Exons: 15
Coding region: 272-2641 (789 amino acids)
Biological process (GO): retrograde transport, endosome to Golgi; intracellular protein transport
Cellular component (GO): late endosome; retromer, cargo-selective complex; retromer complex
Source: RefSeq, a predicted model, not a curated record